AAUGUCAUCUGUGGGGUCAAACAGCGAGCCAAAUGACUUAUAGUCAUAUAGUCAUCAAAUGUUAUAUAUUAAAUUACAAUACGGAUUUUUUUACAUUUAUUUUAUUUUGUUUUAGUACUUUACUUAUUUACAGUGUAUUAUUAAAUAAGAACCGUGCACGCUGUGACUUCUCAGUAUUUUAUUUAAUAAGGCAGUAGCACCUCCAGUCCAGACCGCAGGGGGGCAGUAGAGAAUCCUGAGGCCAUUUUUACGCGCCGGAAGGAAAACGUGAUCAGAGAAAGAAACACGCAAGCUUGCGAACUAAACUAGCAAAAAGUUCCGUCCAAAGUUUUUGUUCGUGUGAAUGCGCGAAUUUUAAUAUUUUGGAACGAGUUUGUUUAUUUUCUCCACGCACGGUUACCUAGGCAACGUCAUGUCGUAAAUGUGGAUCUCCGCACCCUAACACACACACAAAAACAGCGACAUGAGCGCCUGAGGGUCCGUAACCAUGGCGAAGCAGUUUACCAUCGACGAUGCCUUCUCAUUGGAGGGGGAGGAGGACGGGGCGGGGCCAGAGGGGGAUUUGGACGGAUGGAAGGAAAGAGAGAGGGAGCGUGAUGGAGAGAUGACGUUCGGCCCCCUGACUUUCUCCAAACCGCAGAGUCUUCCCUCCUCCUCCAACGGAACGAUGGAUCACAGCAACCUCAAAUACCAGAACCUGGAGAAUGAAGAGGUCUUGGGCAGUCCUGUAAACUCCACCUUCAACAACCUUUUUAAAAUCAGUGAUCCAGCCACACUGUCUUACUGCAGCUCCCAGUGGUCAUUCAGCACACUCAGCUCUGUUACACAGCUCUCUGCACACUGCUGCGGGUGGACGUCUCAUCCUUUAAUAAAGAAGAACAGAAGGGUGGUGCUCGCCUCGUUCCUCCUCCUCAUCACUGGAGUCGCUCUGAUUUUUACAGGCAUUGUCCUUGAGUUAAACCCACACGCAGAGGUUUCAAGUGCAAUUUUCUUUGUAUCUGGAUUUCUUCUCUUCAUUCCCGGUGUUUACCACGUGAUCUACAUAAGCUGUGCUGUCAGAGGGCAAAGGGGAUUCAAGUUCUUUUACCUGCCGUACUUUGAGAAAUAGUGACUCUCUCUCUCUCUCUCUCUCUCUCUCUCUCUCUCUCUCUCUCUCUCUUUUAUUUUUUUAAGUUUUCAAUCACAAAAUACAGAAAUGAGAUGAAGCUCUAUAGGUAAUGCUUUAUAAUAAGAUUCCCUUCAUUAACAUUUAAUGAACAAAUCAUCAGUGUGAACAGUAAUACACCAUUAAUAAUAUUCACGUAAUCAACACUUGUAUCAAUUUGAUUGUUUACACGGUAAGGUUUAUUCCAUUUAGAUAAGAUAAUGUUGUACAAAAUGUUUGCGCUGGUUAAUUUGUGGAAAUCUAGCUUUUAAUCCCGCUGACCCGAGUUCAGCCGAUCAAUAUUUUAGCAUUUAUUUCUGUUGUGCGGAUUUAUAUUGAGUUGUCGAUGGGGUAUGCAAGAAAUAAAACACUCCGUGUUGUGCUGUUAGGGGAAAAUGAUCGACAUCUGGGUGGUGCGGUGUGGUGCGGUAUGGUGCGGUGUGGUGUGGUGCGGUGUGGUGUGGUGCGGUGUGGUGCGGUGCGGUGCGGUGCGGAGCUACUGUUACCACCCUGUAAAGUAAUUGAUUAAUUUCCUAUAACCGCACAUCCUGACGUGUUUUAUUCCUCUUAUUCUACAGCAAUUUGCCAAUUAUUACAAUGUUACAGUUACAAUUACAGCAUCAUUUUUUUUUAUCCGUUUAUAGUUGCAUUUAAUGUUGUGGAACGUCCUGUCAUCACUUACGUUAUAGCAGCUAUAAACAGCCGUUCCCUCACCCGACUCUCUUUCAUCUCUCUGUCGAAGUUAAUAAGAGUUGAAGUCAAAUCUAAAAUUGAAUAUUCAGUUUACAUCUGAACAAUCGUCUAGCACAAGUGUUGAUUAUUUUAACAUUAAUUAUCGUUUAAUGACGUUAACUAAUGCCAGAAAUAAGGUUUGUGAACCUUGAUGUAUUUGUGCUAUCGUGCUGUUAAAUCCUGUGAAAAUUCCUCUGAUUUCCGGGUCUAAUCUCAUAUCCGAGUCGCUUUCCUUUGCACAGUACACACCGUAGAUCCAGUUUCAGGGGCAGACACACAGCUACUGAGCUGAAAUCACAACUCUUAAUUGACUUUACUGAUAUCUUUAAAAGCUUUUUUUUCAUCUUAACGUCGUUUAUUAGAUAUUUUUAACUUUAUAACCCUAAAUCGACGGCAUUGACUGCAGUUCUGCUGUAGGAGCUGUUCGGGGGG
This is a messenger RNA of Ictalurus furcatus (blue catfish), 2308 nucleotides long. It is a transcript of the gene tmem134, whose product is annotated as transmembrane protein 134. The record is from RefSeq and is a predicted model, not a curated record. Lineage: Eukaryota; Metazoa; Chordata; Actinopteri; Siluriformes; Ictaluridae. The coding region runs from base 488 to 1108 and encodes 206 amino acids. The transcript is spliced from 8 exons.